Blastomyces dermatitidis ER-3 is the source of this 3408-nucleotide messenger RNA. RefSeq lists its product as uncharacterized. The record is from RefSeq and is a predicted model, not a curated record. The transcript has 10 exons. The coding region runs from base 1 to 3408 and encodes 1135 amino acids. Gene Ontology annotation, cellular component: nucleus. Gene Ontology annotation, molecular function: zinc ion binding; DNA-binding transcription factor activity, RNA polymerase II-specific; DNA binding. NCBI's taxonomy places the organism in Eukaryota, Fungi, Ascomycota, Eurotiomycetes, Onygenales, Ajellomycetaceae. Gene Ontology annotation, biological process: DNA-templated transcription; regulation of DNA-templated transcription.
AUGGUUAAUUUAAACCUUUCAUCAACCGCGGCGCCCCCUAGCGAUGACGCCCCUCCCCGCAAACCUCCCCACAGAAGAAGAGAGAGACUUCAACUAUCAUGUACAACAUGCCGGCAAAAGAAACUCAAAUGCGACCGCAACCUACCAUGCGAGAACUGCGCAACCCGCGGCCGUGGGGAUACCUGUGUUUACGCCAACCCCCCGCCACAGGGUCAGACUAGGGCGGCCCAUCGGCCAGUCAACAGAGCUACCAUGCAAGGUCGUGUUCGACACCUGGAAAAGAUGGUUCUAUCGUUGGUACGAGACAGAUCUCCAUCAUGUCAGUCGUGGAGCACAGUGUCAGAAUUUCGGCCUGAUUGGGAUGCCCGCGAUCACCAUCUGGGAUAUCGCUUCGAAAAUUAUACCUCUGGUUCUACGGGCCCUGGGAGCCGUGAGUGCUCGGCCAUGCCCAUGUUGGAGUCUAUAGAAUCGGCUCCGAGGCUGGGCCUGCCGAGGGGUGGUGAUUCAAGAUAUUUUGAUAGUGGGCAUUGGGCUUCGAUUUUGGCGGAUAUUGGUGAAUUGAAGGGAUACUUCGCAGGUCAAGGCGAAGGUGAGCCCCCAGAGACGACAGCUUCUGAAUCAGGCUAUUGUGAAACAGAUCUUCUCAGUGGCCGCUUUGGGAGGCUGACGCAGAUGGAAAUACUUGACCGCGUUCCCCCAAAGCCACUUGUGGACUAUUUAAUUGCGCGAUAUCUCAGCUCCGAUGCUCAUUCGUUAAUAAUCAUCCAUCGUCCAAGUUUUCGAAAACAGUAUGAUUUAUUCUGGCAGGAUCCUUGGUCUACGCCGAUAACAUGGGUUAGCGGGUUAUUUAGUAUGAUGUGCAGUGCCGUGUGCAUCGCUAUACACUCUGGCGAACGGAUGCCGGAAUCAUUUCUAGAACCUGCCCAUCAAAUGGACCAAUAUCGCCAAAUGGCUGUUCACUGCUUGUUCACCGGAAACUACGCCACUGGCCCACCCCACGCAGUCGAAGCUCUGAUACUAUAUUUCUUCACAGAAUAUACCCGAAACCCGGAUAUGCAACUACCUUGCUGGCUUCUCUUUGGGGUCAUCCUUCGCAUCGCUAUGCGUAAAGGGUACCACCGUGACCCUCGACACCAUCCUAGUCUAUCCGUUUUCGAAGGCGAGAUGCGAAGACGUUCAUGGACGGUACUAUUUCAUAUGGAUCUGCUCACGUCAAUAGAUGCUGGCUUGCCUCGGAUGAUACAACCGGCGCAGAUGGAUGUCGAACUACCUCGCUGUAUCCUCGAUGACGACAUUGAUGAAGACGCUGUGGAACUCCCACCCUCAAGACCGGACCUAGCCAACCCGAGGCUAGCAUACGCCAUUGCAAAGAGGCCUUUGGUAAUUGUUUUCGGGUCUAUUGUAGAUUUGAACAACGCGAAGGAGCUUGCAUCGUACGAGGAAAUAUUGAAGUUGGACAAGGCCCUACAGGACAGCUACGGAGUCAUACCGACAGUAUCCAAGCCAGAUCCUACGACACUCCCGGUGGCCGAAACACCAGACUUAAUCAUGCGCCGUUUAAUACUUGAUCUCAUUUACCAGAAGGGGCGCUACAUGCUACACCGCAAAUACUACACCAUCUCCUGGAACAAUCCGCAAUACACGUACUCGCGUCAGACAUGUAUUGAAGCCGCAAUGACGACGCUACGACAGCAGGCCUUCCUACAUCAGGAGUCGCAGCCAGGAGGCAUACUGCACCGGCUCAGUUGGAUAAGAAUGUCACUUGUAGCGCACGAGUCUCUCCUUGCUGCAAUGAUUCUCUGCCUAUACCUUGACCGUCUAAAUCGGCAAGGUGUUGGCGUUGCUAGCGAUGUUAUCGUCGAUAGCGUGACGCUGGAGAGAAGGUCGGAGAUGUUGCAGUUGUUGGAGUCUGCGUAUGCAAUUUUAAGUGUUUCCGCUGCGUCCUCUAUUGGUGCUGCGAGGGCGUGCGGAGUUAUGAAUAUCAUUCUGCAGAAGGUGGGGUUAAUGCUCCCGAUGCCGAAUGGCAUAAUGAAUGAAGUUGUGGGGGUGGAGCAGACGAAUCCAAUGACGUCGCUGGGUGCAAGAUCUUAUCCUGGAUCCGAAUCCCUAACUGGAGUCCCGACAGUACACAUAUUUUAUCCAGACGGUGUAUAUCCUCAAGCAACAACUUCAUCCAAUUUCCGCAAGAAAUUGACUGGAAUCUAUGGGACAACUUCUUUCGGCCCCAUGAUUGGGCCUACAGCUUCGAUAUGGCGCAAAUGGGGCAGUGAUAGAAUCCCUAGUCUAGACGCGAAACGUGCGCCGGCGGAAGAUUUAACCAGUUUUGAUGAUGAUGAUGAUGAUGAUGAUGAUGAUGAUGACGAUGGGGAUCAACAGCGACGAGCAAAAGCGGCGUACAAUCCUCUACAACAUCAAUUGAACAUAACAAAUCGCCCCAUCCAUCCAACCUCUAUCACCAUGGCCAUCCAAAUCCCUCCAUCAUACUCCGCGCUGCAAACCCAGCACAUCAAAAUCGAUCAUGUACCCGCUAGCGCCUCCACGGCCACCCCCGUCCUCCUCUUAACUCUCAAUCGGCCCGAUAAGCUCAAUGCGUUUACGGGAACGAUGGCGGACGAGAUGAUCUCGUUUUUCAACACGGUCGACGUGGACGACCGCGUCAAAGCCAUUGUGGUGACGGGAGCGGGGCGCGCGUUUUGCGCCGGGGCGGACCUGGAGAUUGGGUUCCCGAAGAGCUCGUCCGGCGAUGGAUCGAGGAGGAAUCCUGGCGACGAUGGGGUUGAGCAUAGAGACGGUGGCGGCCGCGUAACCCUCGCCAUAAACGCCUGCCGCAAACCAACAAUAAUGGCCCUGAACGGCCCCGCCGUCGGCAUCGGCAUCACCAUGACCCUCCCCGCCACAAUCCGCCUCGCAACCCGCGGCUCAAAGAUCGGCUUCGUCUUCUCGCGUCGUGGCCUGGUGAUGGAAGCCGCCUCCUCCUUCUUUCUCCCGCGCCUGAUCGGCUACAGCCGCGCGCUCCACCUCACCGCAACGGGCUCCACAUACCCGGCCGAACACCCUCUGUUCGGCUCGUUGUUUUCCGAAGUGCUGCCCACGGGCGCGGAAACGGUGGCGCGCGCGCUGGAGAUUGCGGCGGACAUUGCCAAGAAUACGUCGACGGUGGCGUCGACGCUGAUGAGGGAGAUGAUGUAUCGGGGUCCCUGCAGCGCGGAGGAGGCGCAUUUGUUGGAUUCGAAAGUUAUUUAUGGGAUGUUUGGGGGCAGGGAGAAUGAGGAAGGGGUCAAGAGCUUUUUGCAGAAGAGGGCGCCGGAGUUUAAGGCGAGUUUUGGCACCAAGGGGGAUGUGCCGGAGGUUUACCCCUGGUGGACCCCGGUGGAUGUUAAGCCGAGGGCGAUAGGGGCGAAGUUGUGA